CGUGACUGUCAAUCAAUUGUACACAUUCGCUGGAGUGGCGUCAGUGAUGGGCACUUUGAGGAAAGAAACCACCGGGACUACUGGAGCACUGAUAUCAUGACUGAUGCAAUACAGCAAGUGAAGUCCAACUUCACUUUUCUCAAAAGUAUUAUCGCCGAAACGACUUGUUUUUAUUUUUUUUAUCAUCAUGAAAAUUUUGCUCUCAGUUUAGCUCUCAGUGGAAGGUGUGGACUGAUGAGAUUCGAGCGCAAUGUCGUGGAAAAAAAUAUUAUUUUGACUAUACAUUCCAUCUAAAAGACACACAUUCGGCCUGAAAUUAUUUAUCAUGUGCGACUGUAGGAGAAGCUACAUUCUCGACCUCCCCUUCAAGAGACACAUGCAGCAAGACGAAACAAGCUGGCGAUCACUGGCGACUCACCCAUAGCGAACGCCCCAACCAGCAACCUGCACACAGGCAGCGAGCGAUAUAAGCAACCAGCUUGAUGACCCAAGCCACCAUCUUCGCUGUCUCUGACAAGCAGCAAGCAAGGACUAGCACUCUGUCUUCCGAAGAACCUCACUCCAGACAGUGAAGCCAGGAACGCUGCCACGAUGCCUAUUCUCGAGGUGUCCACGAACCUGCCCAAGGAGAAGGUGACCCCAGAAGUGCUCAGCGGCCUCAGCAAGAUGGUCAGCGAGAUACUCGACAUAUCGGAGAGUUUGUGCAUGAUGCACGUCCUGCCUGACCAGCUGAUGACCUUGGGCGGCUGCAGUGAGCCGUGCGCGGUGGCCAGGCUGAGUUCCAUCGACAAUCUGGGAGUGGAGCUGAACAAGAAGCAUGCUGCCAAGAUCUUCGCCUUCAUGGACAAACAUCUCGGGAUCUCCAAAGAUAGAAUGUUCAUGGUGUUCCAUGAGUUGACCACAUCAAUUGUUGGACACAAAGGAACAACACUCCAUGAACUGUAUGGCCGCUAAACUUUUACCACACGCGGAAUUAAGUAAUAAAGGUUGCAUUCAAACACAGCAUUCCGCGAAAUUCAGGGCUGCCAGUACUGCCCUAAGUUUGAGUUUUUUUUUUUUUUUUUUUUUUAACUCAGGCGACCUCAAGCGGGGUAUAAGAGUACAAGAGAUACAAACAUUACAACACCGCACUAACACAGUAGCCAAUGAAAUUGAAAGUUGUUCCGAGGUAUAUGUAAUCAUCUAUACAACAUCAACUGUGUCAAUACCAAAAUUAAAAGUCUUAUACUUUCUGACUUUACCUUUAGAAAAAAAUAACAUUUUUAGUUUUAGAAGUGUUCACCUGCAGUGCCCAUUUGUUAUAAUAUUGAAAAACUGUGUCCAAAGCUAAUUAUAAUUGUACAUCAUUAUCUGUAAAUACAACUGUGUUGUCAGGAUGCAACAAACAAUAAAUGUUAAAAUACA
Molecule: messenger RNA, 1404 nt
Organism: Scylla paramamosain (green mud crab)
Lineage: Eukaryota; Metazoa; Arthropoda; Malacostraca; Decapoda; Portunidae
Product: macrophage migration inhibitory factor-like
Exons: 5
Coding region: 592-954 (120 amino acids)
Molecular function (GO): cytokine activity; phenylpyruvate tautomerase activity
Source: RefSeq, a predicted model, not a curated record